This is a messenger RNA of Plasmodium inui San Antonio 1, 1332 nucleotides long. RefSeq lists its product as hypothetical. Bases 1 to 1332 code for a protein of 443 amino acids. NCBI's taxonomy places the organism in Eukaryota, Apicomplexa, Aconoidasida, Haemosporida, Plasmodiidae. The record is from RefSeq and is a predicted model, not a curated record. The transcript has a single exon.
AUGGGGCGCGCGCGCAAGACGAAGAAGGCGGUCCCGCCGCUAUCAAAGAACACGCUUCGGGCGCUGCACAUAAUUAUGGCCAUCGGCUUCAUCAGUGUACUGCCGCAAAUCCUGACGACCAUAAUGACAACCUGGAGGGAAGCAGAACCGAUUGAGUAUAAAUACAUGUUUAGAGGGAGCGAGCACUCGCUGUACGUAGAUUAUACUUACUACGGAUUGUACAAAGUGAUUUAUGACGACAAGCAUGUGGAGACAUGGACUCAGAGGGUACAGAAUAUGCGAAGCAAAGGGAGUGAAGGAAUUCAGGUCGGGCGGAACAGCGAGUCGGCUGGAAGUUUAUCCCUGUGGACAUCAGCAUGUCAGGAGGCAUGUCGAGACGCCAUUAUCAGACGUAUAGAAGCCUACGAGAGGAUCUCUUUCAUUUCGUUGAUUCUCCUGUGUGGCAUCGUUUUGUCUUGUACUCUGAUCAUUCUUUGCAUUGGAUGGAAUAUACUUUUCUCCAAAAGUAUUCUCAUUUCGAUGGCUUGUUUCAUGUUAUCUUUUAUAAUUAACGGAGGUAUAGGGACCUACUGGUAUUACGAGACAGACCUCUCUUGGAAUCUAGUGACUAAAGCUCAACAGUAUCCUUUCCCCAAAUGCUCGUACUGCUUUUAUAUCUUUAUGAUUACCACGGGGGUGUACGGUUUAUGUUUUGUUUUUCUCCUUAUGCUGGAUUUGUUCAAUAAAAACUCACAAAAGAAGUCCCACUUGGAUCAAAUGACUCUACAGAACAAGAACGCCAUGAACGCCAAGAAUCUGUACCAACCGCUAUUCGAUGGGCAAGCCAAUAUGAUGAUGUCUAGGAGUGCCAGCUAUACUAAUCUUAUGCCUUUCGGGAAAGGCUCCGAGAUGGGUGCCCCCAUGGGCACCGGAGUCAUGGGGGGACCCCCGGUCCCUAAUUUUUUACAAUUUAAUAAAACGAAUUUAAACCAAUACGGAGGGAUAAAUCAUAAUGGCUUCCCUGGGUUUAGAAACAUGCCUCCUGGUAUGGGUAUGCCGAUGCCCCCUGGGAUGGCUUCAGGUAUGACUCGAGGUAUGCCUCCAGGGAUGAUGCCUGGGAUGAGUCCACCCAUGCAGAAUAAUUUGAAUCCAAACUUUUUCCCGCAAAUGUCAAGGCAGUACUCCUAUUCCGGCUCGCCAUCAUUCCAACAGAGCCCCCCUAACUUCGCUGGGUUACAAGGCCAGAACAUGCCGAACAUGCCUUCCGGGAUGUUUUCCCCGCGCCAGUAUUCCGGCGUAGAUUACGACAAUAUAAACAAUCCCUUCAGUGUGAAGAAGCCCUUUAAGUUCUGA